Paramecium tetraurelia is the source of this 705-nucleotide messenger RNA. RefSeq lists its product as uncharacterized. The record is from RefSeq and is a predicted model, not a curated record. Gene Ontology annotation, molecular function: chromatin binding. The transcript has 3 exons. Lineage: Eukaryota; Ciliophora; Oligohymenophorea; Peniculida; Parameciidae.
AUGUCUGCCUCUUUAGAACAAAAAAUCUCAAGAACAUCAUCAGUCGAUGAAAAACAAGAUAACAUACUUAUAAAGAGCAAAAUUUAAAAACUGAUUCAAAGCAAGGAUAAUAACAAUCUAUAUCAGUUAUUGAAAAAAAACAAAAAGAGCAGAACUUCAUACAAAUAAUUAAAGUACGAGGGGAUUAUUUAUAAAAUUGGUUAGAAUCUCUGCAUAAAGGCAGAUAGAAGAAUAGAUUACGUUGCUAAACUCCUUAAAAUAGUCAAACUUGUUGAUAAUGAUGAUGAAGUCUACCCUUUAAUAAAAGUUCAAUGGUAUUAUAGAAAAUUUGAAUUGGAAAAUAUACCUAAACCGUAUAUGGAUUACAUUUCUGAGAACGAGGUGUUUAAAACUAAUGAAUAUGAUUAUAUUGAGAUUGAAAGUAUAGUGAGUUUAGCUUCCAUACUUACUUACGAGGAAUUUGAUUAAUUAGAAACGAUGAAUGAUACGACGUAUUUUAUGAGAGCGGCCUAUAUAAAUCGAACUUUUUAACCUCCAAUUGAAGAAUGGGCAACAACAUGCAUAUGUUAAAAGCCUCCAAAUCCAGAUUUGAAGUAUAUAUAAUGUGAGGCAUGUCAAGGUUGGUGCCAUUUGAUAUGUUUAAAUUUGUCUAAAGAAAAAGCAAAAAAAAUACUAAACUUUAUUUGUCCGAAAUGUUAAUAAUGA